UCUUGCUUGUAUGUUCUCGCGGUAACGCUUAGCUUCGUACACCAUUAGCUUCCCUUAGCCAACGCCGUCGUUUUUCAGCUUUUUGUGUCCACCUGGCCACCGCGAACCGGGAGUGACACGCCGAAGGCCGAGCGGCUUUUAUUCCUACAUUUGUUACCAGGCCGCCGAGGGGAGCGGGACCAUGCCGCACAACUUUCAGCCUGGAGACCUGGUCUUCGCCAAAAUGAAGGGCUACCCCCAUUGGCCAGCCAGGAUUGAAGACGUGGCUGAUGGUGCAGUGAAGCCUCCACCGAAUAAAAUACCAAUUUUCUUCUUUGGGACUCACGAAACUGCAUUCCUGGCAGCCAAGGACCUUUUUGCCUAUGAAAAGUACAGCGAUCGCUAUGGAAAGCCCAACAAAAGGAAAGGCUUCAAUGAAGGCUUAUGGGAGAUCCAGAACAAUCCACAUGCCUCCUACAGUGCUCCACCUGUGCCCGCCAGCUCGUCCGACAGCGAGGGCAACAAUGCCGGCGGAGGAAGUGACGAAGAUGAGGACGAAGAUGAAGCUCCCGUACCCAGAAAGGCGGAGUCGGCAAGCGAAGUGGACUCUGAUUCCGCCAGUGAAGACCGAGGAAGGGGAAGAGGGGUGAAGAGGAAGCCGCCAGCUAGUAAGCGUCCACCUCCCCCCAAAAAGGCUCGUCCCUCGUCCAGCGACAGAGACGAGGAAAGUGGAUCUCCGUCAGAGUCAGAAGCCACCCCUUCAGAGUCGGAGUCUGGCAAAAACAGCGACCAGGAUUUUACUCCAGAGAAGAAAGCAACUGGGCGAGGUGGAAAGAAAGCAGCAGCAGCAGCAGCAGCAGGCAGAGGGAAGAAAAAGAAAGAUUCAUCCAACUCUGAUUCAGACUCAGAAUCCGGUUCCGAGAAGAAGGCGUCAGACAGCGAGUCGGAGGAUGAAAAGCCCCGACCGGCUGUGUCCGGUUCAGAGUCUCAGUCCGGCUCCAAGUCUGACUCGGAAUCUGACCCGCCUCCACGGAAGGCUCCACCGGCACGCAAAAAAGCUGCAGAGAAAGCCGCGCCAAAGCCUCGUGCACGGAAACCUAAAGCUCCGCCUCCAAAACCAGCAGCAUCAUCGUCAUCAGACAGUGACAGCGACAGUGAGCCGGACCGCAUCAGCGAGUGGAAGAAACGAGAUGAGGAGCGGCGGAGGGAGCUAGAGGAGCGACGGAAAAAGGAGGAGGCCGAGGAGCUUCGGCGGCUACGUGAGCGCGAAAAGGAGGAGGAUGAGAAGCGGAGAAGAGAGAAAGAGGUAAAAAAGGACAGUGACAGCAGCAGCUCGGAUGAAGGCGUCGACGAUCACCCGCUGAAGAGGUCCAAGAAACCCCCGCCACCCCCGAUCCCGGCGCCAUCUGACUCCGACUCUCCAUCACCAGCUGAGAAAUCAGCCAAGAAGUCAGACAACCAAAACAAAGCCCGACGAAAGAAGGCAAAGGAAAGAAAGGAGAACGAGCUCAAAGAGAAGAAAGCCAGACGGUCCGAGGAGAAGUCCAGAGCCAGGUGCAAGCCAGAAAAACCCAAACACAAAUCAGAGAGGCCUCCGCAGAAGAAAGUAGAAAAGAAAAAAGAACUGUCACCAGAGGAAAAACUUCAGAAACUCCACACAGACAUCAAGUUUGCCCUCAAAGUGGACAACCCCGACAUCGAGCGGUGUCUACAAGCCCUGGAAGAGCUGGAAGCUGUGCCCGUUACCAGCCAGAUCCUCCACAAGAACGCAGACGUCAUCGCCACGCUUAAAAAGAUUCGGCGGUAUAAAGCCAGUUCCGCAGUCAUGGAGAAGGCCAGUGAAGUGUACAACAAGUUAAAACUUCGCUUUGUUGGCAAAGCAGAAACGGCAGCUAAACUGAAAACGGACAAGGAAGGAGAGAACAAUGAGAAGGAGACACAAGACAUAGACUCUACUGCUGUGAACGGAGAAUCGCAAGAGAAAAAAGGUGAAGAUGGAGAGGAAAAAACAGCCAAAGCUGACAGCAACGACCACACCAAUUCAAGUCCAAUCAGGCGGAGCCCAGACAGCCCAGAGCAGACCGAUGAAUACACCCAAGCAAACAACAACAAUAUUUCUGCAGAGAUGGAGGCAUCCCCUGCUGAAAGUUAAGCAAAAUACCCCCCUUAACAACCACUGCAGUGGACCAAGUGCUAAAGAUGGAGGACAGCCAGGAGCCAACAACACUGCAACACAAUCACCACCGCCUGCUAUACGUUAGUGUCCAUAAUCUGGACAUUUUCAACUAUUCACACUGUCAAUAGAUACUUUUUUUUUUUUUCCCAGGUUUUGUCAGUGCAGAAAAUAAAUAUUACUAUUGUGAUAGAUUGUGCUGCACACGCCAUAUCUUUAAAGGGGAAAUAAUCCCACAAUUGUUUUGGGCAGUAAUACAUAUGUGCCACCACAAAUCAAAACAUGGUAUUCUGGUUAAUAUUGCAUUCGUGGAAUAAGAAUUAAAUAUAAUAUUUCAUCAAUCUCCAGGAACCUCAGGGUGUUGCCAUUUUAGGCAAUGUCACCCUCUGCUGGCGACCGAAAUUAGCGUCACAAUUACCCCCUCGAACAUUGCAUACGUCACGUGACCAAACCGAUAAAACAGGUUCGCAGAUUCUGUGUGUAUGCUGCGAGUAGCUGACAUGAUAGUUUGACCCUGAACUUGCUACAAUGUUUUCAAACUAUUAUGUGAGCAAACUCCAGCAUACACAGGGAAUCUGCUAACAACUGGUUCGCAGACUCCCUUUGUAUGCUUCCGUCACUUAACGUAUGCAACCAUCGCAAGGAAAUUGACCGCACACCUACCCCCUCAUGUGACCAAACCCGGAAUUAUACACAGGGAGUCUGCAAAUCUAUUUUCCAGGUUUGGUCAAAUGAGGUAUGUAACCAUCGCGGGUGUAGUUGUGAUAUUAGUUUUUGGUCACUAGCAAAGGAUGAUAUUGCCUAAAAUGGCUACGCCCUGAGAUACCUGGAAAUUGAUGAAUUAUUCUGUUUAAUUCUUAUUCCAUGAACGCAAUAUCAAAACGAAUUCCGUGUUUUGAUUAGUGGUAUUCUUUCAAAAAAAUAAUUGUGUUCACUUCCCCUUUAAGUUGCAGAAAUGUCUUCUCUUAUAUGACUUGGUCCUGUUUUGUUAUUGUUCUUUUUUUACCUCUGUCAUACUGUACGCAUAUAGGAUUAAUACAUGCACUUGUGAACUCAGAAUGGGCUGCCGAAGAUAUGCUUUAUGAAUUUUGAAUCUUGAUGAAUUUUUCACUUUGAUGCCCGGAUGUCUGUCGGCUUCCUUCCUUUUUUUUUUUUUUUUUUUAAUAAUAUAUAUAUAUAUAAAUGCUACAAAACAUCACAACGAGCACCUGUUUGUAUUUGACAUUUUGAGAGUGGUGAACUUGUCUUAAGUUUUUUUUUUUUUUUUUUUUUUAAAUGUGUAAGGCAAAUAAAUUAGUGAACAGGUCCACUGACUUCUAGCUUUGUUUUCACAUAUAUGCUAAAAAGAAUUCUGUGGCAUUACACACACACGCAUUGUCUCGCUGUAAUGUCUGCUUCUGAUAACCUGCGUGAUGAUGUCAUAAUUGCCCGCCAAAAAGUGUGGAGAUCUCAUGUAGCUGCCUACUGAAAUUAAAUCAUUCAACAAUAAACAGUAAAAAUGGCAGAUGGUAUAUGUAAGCAUUGGAUCUCCUCCUUAGU
This is a messenger RNA of Phycodurus eques (leafy seadragon), 3691 nucleotides long. RefSeq names its product HDGF like 2 (gene hdgfl2). Gene Ontology annotation, biological process: regulation of transcription by RNA polymerase II. NCBI's taxonomy places the organism in Eukaryota, Metazoa, Chordata, Actinopteri, Syngnathiformes, Syngnathidae. The transcript is spliced from 16 exons. Bases 182 to 2131 code for a protein of 649 amino acids. The record is from RefSeq and is a predicted model, not a curated record. Gene Ontology annotation, cellular component: nucleus. Gene Ontology annotation, molecular function: double-stranded DNA binding; transcription coregulator activity.